AUGCUUCUCCAAAGCGAGAAGAUCCCCUCAAAGUACGCGCCCCAAGAGGCCAAGGGCGCUGCUUCAACUGCCUCGAUCGAGCUGCAGUCCUCAGACGGCCAGACGGAGCCCUUCACAUUCACAUUCGAGGUCGUGCGGCCGACAGUCUUCCGCACCACCGUCACCUCCAAAUCCCGUCCCAUCCCCCCUUUCCCCAGCGCACACAAGCCCGUCACUGACUCGGCACCCACGGACGUCGAGGUCAAGACGUCAGAAAACACCCAGUCCUUCACCACAUCUGCCGCCAAGGCCGUCGUCGAAUGGUCCAACACCCCCAUCGUCUCCCUCUAUGCCGGCCACGAUGACUCCGGCAAGCCCAUCCACGCGGACCUGCCAUUCCGCUCAUACGCCGCCGACGGCCCCGGCAUCGCCCACUACUCCGUCUACAAGAAGGGCACGCUCCACGUCGGCCUCGGCGAGAAGGCCGCGCCCAUGGACCUUAGCGGCCGCGGUUUCCUCAUCUCGGCGAGCGACACCUUUGGCUACGACGCCUACCGCACCGACCCGCUCUACAAGCACAUCCCGCUGCUCAUCAACGUCACCCCCGAGGGCGCCGUCGGCAUCUUCUCCACCGCCCACUCGCGCUCGACCUGGUCCAUCGGAUCCGAGCUCGACGGCAUGUGGGGCGCCUACAAGGUGCACCGACAGUCCCACGGCGGCCUCGAGGAGUACCUCAUCGUCGGCAGGACCGUCGCCGACGUCGUGCGCUCGUACGCCGAGCUCGUCGGCUUCCCGCUGCGCGUGCCGCGCUACAUGAUGGGCUACAUCGGCGGCGGCAUGAAGUACAGCGCCAUGGACGCCCCGCGCGCCCACGACGCCAUCAUGGGCUGGGUCAAGAACUGCGAGAAGCACGACAUCCCCUUCUCGGCCUUCCAGAUGAGCUCCGGGUACACCGUCGCCGAGAAGGAGCCCAAGACCCGCAACGUCUUCACGUGGAACUACCACCGCUUCCCGGACCCGCGCGCCUUCACGCGCGAGGCCCACGCCCACGGCGUCCGCCUCCUCGCCAACGUCAAGCCGUACGUGCUCGCCACUCACCCCGAGUACAAGAAGCUGUCCGCCGCCGGCGCCUUCUUCAAGGACCCCAACACGGGCGAGACCGCCGUGACGAGGCUCUGGAGCGCGGGCGGCGGCGAGAGCGGCGAGGGGAGCCACCUCGACUUCACCAGCAAUGCGGGCUACCAGUGGUGGUACGACGGCGUUGUCGGGCUGAAGAAGGUCGGCAUCGACGUCAUGUGGAACGACAACAACGAGUACACCGUCCCCGACGACGACUGGCAGUGCGCCCUCGAGAAGACGGACCUUGUGCCGAUCCCUGAGGGCCUCAGCAGGAAAGAUGUCGGCAUCUGGGGCCGCGCCAUCCACACGGAGCUCAUGGGCAAGGCGUCCCACGACGCCACCGUCGAGGGCAAGCCGGAAGAGCGCCCCUUUGUCCUCACGCGCAGCGCGACGGCCGGAACCAUGAAGUACUGCGGCGCCUCGUGGAGCGGCGACAACGUCACUGCCUGGGAGUCCAUGAGAGGCGGCAACUCGUUGGCCCUGAACGCCAGCUUUUCCCUUCUCCACUGCUACGGCCACGACAUCGGCGGCUUUGAAGGCCCCCAGCCCACCCCUGAGCACCUCGUCCGCUGGAUCCAGCUCGGCGUGCACUCGCCGCGCUUCGCCAUCAACUGCUUCAAGACGAGCGAGGAGGACAACCUCAUCGGCGGCGUCAUCGAGCCCUGGAUGUACCCGACGGCCACGCCCAUCAUCCGCGCCACCAUCAAGCGCCGCUACGAGCUGGUCCCCUACACCUACUCCCAGAACCUCCGUGCCCACCACACCGCCGUCCCGCCGCAGCGCUGGACCGGGUGGGGCUACGAGGCCGACCCGGAGGUGUGGACCAAGGAGAUCAAGAACGGCGACACGCAGUACUGGUUCGGCGACGCCCUCGUCAUCGGCGGCGUCUACGAGCCCGGCGCCGACACGGCGAGGGUGUACCUCCCCAAGAAGGGCGACGGCUCAGAUUUCGGGUUCCUGAACACCAACGCGCCGUACGAGCACCUGGAGGCCGGCCGGUGGCACACGGUGCUCUCGCCGUGGUACACCUCCAUCCCCGUCCUCGCGCGCGUCGGCGCCGCCGUCCCCGUCGGCAGGCCGCUCGACACGACGUCCCGCGCCGAGACGGAUCCGGAGUUCCCGAACCAGGCCAAGGACGACUGGCGCGGCGUCGAGAUCUUCCCGCCGCCCGCGUUGCGUGGUUCCGCUGCUGCGGCGGCGGCCGUCGGGGGCUCGGACGCCGAGUCCGGGGCCAACGACGUCAAGGGCGUCGUGUUCAAGGACAGCUGGUACGAGGAUGACGGCAUCAGCCGCGAGGUGGCGGCGGAGUACAAGUUCACGAUCCGGUAUGAGAUUGUGGACGGGAGGAUUUCUGUCGAGGUCAAGGGAGCUGUUACGGAGGGCUCCAGGGAAGGAUGGAGUCCGUUGUGGCUCGAGAAGGGUGUCGAUGUGGUCUUGCCGGUCGGCGAGGAGAGGAGUGUCAUUACUCAGGGAGGCGAGGCCGUCGAAAAGACCUUGGAUGCGAAGGGUCGGAGGGUAUGGAACAUCUCUGUUAGCGUUUAG
Molecule: messenger RNA, 2640 nt
Organism: Colletotrichum higginsianum IMI 349063
Lineage: Eukaryota; Fungi; Ascomycota; Sordariomycetes; Glomerellales; Glomerellaceae
Product: glycosyl hydrolase family 31
Exons: 2
Coding region: 1-2640 (879 amino acids)
Biological process (GO): carbohydrate metabolic process
Molecular function (GO): hydrolase activity, hydrolyzing O-glycosyl compounds; carbohydrate binding
Source: RefSeq, a predicted model, not a curated record